UGUUAGCUGCUGGAUUGAUUCUUUUGAUUCAUGCACUUUUAUUCACUAGGACUGCUAAGAGGUGCCUUUGUUUGCAACCUUUAUUCUCUUGGGGCAUGAAUUUUAUCUUUCUUGCCUUCAUGGAGCCAUGCUUAGAUAUUUGUUACUUCUCUCCCUGCUUCCCGUUCGCAAAUGUCUCUUCUCCACUUCCUGCUGGCGCAUUUCCCUCGUCGGACUGUCUGACAUCAUAGCGAGGGAUUGCUUCAUCAACUUCGGCAAGCACAGUGGUCGAAUGCUUGGCUCCCUCCCCUCCUCUUACCUAUCCUGGAUGGCUAAAAACCUUCGCGCCGGAAAUUUUCUAGACUGGGCCCGCCUCGCCGACGAGGUCCUCGCCGACCCAAUCUACCGCGACCGCCUGGAAAGGGAGUCCGCCGAGCGCCUCCUCGCUGGCACUGCUGGAUACCGCCGUCCCUUCGAUUCCCCUGUCGCCGGUUUCCUUUCAAUGAGCGAAACCUUCGGGUGGAACAACGAUGACAAGGAGGGAUGAGCCAGGGUUGAUUUUCACUUGCUCGGUAUAUCAAUGGGCGGUAGGAUUCCGCGGCGCUCGUCGGAGGUAUUGAAAGAUCAUGACUUGGUAAGGAAAGCUGCGGUUUUUAAGGCGGAAAACAAGGUGAGGCGGGAGAGGAGGAGGGAGAAGAGGAUUAUCCGGGUGGAGAAGAUGAGGAAGGAGGAUGAAGAGAAGAAGAGUGAUGAUAGGAUGCUUGUGGAGAAGAAGAGAGAUUUAAGAGAUAAAGAUGCAGAAAGGCUUGCCAAUCCUUUUCCUGGGAGAGGAAGUCUGCUUCAGAAGGUCAAGACAAAAGGAGCCUGA
Phalaenopsis equestris is the source of this 847-nucleotide messenger RNA. RefSeq lists its product as uncharacterized. Lineage: Eukaryota; Viridiplantae; Streptophyta; Magnoliopsida; Asparagales; Orchidaceae. Gene Ontology annotation, cellular component: plastid. The record is from RefSeq and is a predicted model, not a curated record. The transcript has a single exon.